Molecule: messenger RNA, 981 nt
Organism: Mesorhabditis spiculigera
Lineage: Eukaryota; Metazoa; Nematoda; Chromadorea; Rhabditida; Rhabditidae
Source: the annotation of a GenBank genome assembly
AUGGACCGAUUGGAACCUCUGCAACCGCUUGACGCAGAUUACUACGUUGGUGAUUAUGCGCACGUGCCGAUCGAGAGUGACAAUGACUCUAGUUCGGACGAUGAGCUGCAAAACGAGCUGAAGCGAUUAGCCGGGAUACCGAAUUGUGCUCAGACGAAGAAGGAGAAAGAACGCAAUGAAUUUGUCGACGAAAUGGAGAGCGAUUUGGACGAGAGCAUCACCGAAUAUGCCCGGAAUCACAUGGGCGGGUCGAACCAGAAUCUUGCACAGAUAGAAGCUGCGCCGCCGCCUCUCGCUGACCCGGCCGGCGAUAUAGAAAUGGGCUUGACUUCUCCUGGCCCCUCGAAAUCUGCGCUAAAGUCACCGGCACCCGCCAGCCCGCAGCUCUCCAAGAAAAAGAAGAAGGUCACAAUAAACGAGGACGUCGCUAUGGAGGGCGAUGAUGAGGAGCCGCCAUUGGAGGAGGACACGACGAAUCCGAUUAAGAAAAUGUUUAACGAAAGCGUCAAGCAGGCAAAGGCCGAGCGGCCCGAUUUCUACGAUUCUGAUGAGGAUGAAGAUAAUGAGCGCUGGAUAGCCGAUCAACGCCGCAGGAGCAAGGGGCAGGGCUCGUCGAAAAUGAAGGAUUUGAAUGAGAAGCAGAGGAGGGCAAAGGUUGACGACGGGUCUGACGCCGUUCUUUCGUGCCCCGGUUGUAUGUCCCUCAUCACCCGCGAUUGCCAGCGACACGAGUUGUAUAAGGAUCAAUACAGAGCAAUGUUUGUCGAAAACGUCGAAGUCCUCGACGAGCUGAUGACGAUUGAGGCGACCGGAAAAGCGAAGCGAAACAAGCGCAAGAAGGCCCGAAAAGCUGGAGUUGAGCCCCAAGCCACCACCGAAGAUCUCUUUUACGCCGUCGUCUGCUCGGUGUGCCGGACUUCCGUCGGUGUCGCCGAUCUCGAGGAAGUGUACCAUUUUUUCAACGUUCUUGCCGGUUACUCU